AUGUUCCUGCCUUUUUUCUAUUUUGCUCUCAUUGUCAGAGUCUAUAAAUACGCAGUCUCGCAAAUUAUUCUCAUGCUACUCUACUAUACAGUCGCACACGACACUCUCACCGCCGUAUUGGUGCUCGAUAAAAAAGGCGUGCUAUACUAUGCAGGGGUAGGGCACAAUUCAGACCAGCUUGUGGCGGAUGCGGUCGCGGCAUACAAAAACAAGCCCCAAACACUUUUGAAAAUGGCUGAAAUUACGCCAAAAAUGCAAUACACCAUCAACACAUAUAUGGCCAUGGUGAGGGAUCCGAGGUUGAUAGACGACUUGAACAAGAAAAUCCCCAUGUAUUUGGGCGGCACAGUUCUCCAAAAACGAGUGUGGACUUAUUUGGUCAAUCGCACCACUUGCCAGUCAACCACCACCUAUGGCGAAAUAGCGGCAAAUCUCAAUAUUCCUCGUUCCAGCCGUGCUGUGGGCGCCUGUUGCGGGUCGAAUAAAAUAGCAUUGGCAAUUCCGUGUCAUAGAGUGGUUUCGAAACUGGGUAAACUCACCGGCUACAGAUGGGGAGUGGAGAUUAAACGCACAUUAUUAGCAUUGGAAAAACUAGUUGCUACUCACUAA
Molecule: messenger RNA, 609 nt
Organism: Meyerozyma guilliermondii ATCC 6260
Lineage: Eukaryota; Fungi; Ascomycota; Pichiomycetes; Serinales; Debaryomycetaceae
Product: methylated-DNA--protein-cysteine methyltransferase
Exons: 1
Coding region: 1-609 (202 amino acids)
Biological process (GO): DNA repair
Molecular function (GO): methylated-DNA-[protein]-cysteine S-methyltransferase activity
Source: RefSeq, a predicted model, not a curated record